Seminavis robusta is the source of this 945-nucleotide messenger RNA. The record is from the annotation of a GenBank genome assembly. NCBI's taxonomy places the organism in Eukaryota, Bacillariophyta, Bacillariophyceae, Naviculales, Naviculaceae.
AUGAAGAAAUCCGACCGAGAACGCCGCACUGAUGCCAGCACCUGCAAGAUGAUGCCUGCAGGCUUCGUCCCCGGUCCCUACGAGAUCUUGAUUGGACGUGGUCGUCGCUGCACGAACCACUGGGGAAACCAGCGCUUUCGCCACAUGAUCGAAACGGAACUCGAAGGAUACGCUGCUGCGGAAUGCAAGCGACACAAGUCGUCCAUCAUUGGCCGCGUCUUGGCGGACAUCAAGAAGCACAGCCCCAACAAGGGCUUCAUCAAGAAGGAUGUCGCCUCUGGACGCUGGCUGGCUUUUACGGAUGCCGCUUCUCGCGUGGCUAUUGCCCAAGCCUUCCGUGACGCACUCGACGACACUUACAAGAGCAGCAAGCACUCCAAGCAGGUCAAGAGGAGGAUGGAUAAGAACGUUGGCAUGCCAACCUCGGUUCCUUUCAAGUUCGCACCCCAGUCUCAGUCUCAGGAGCAACAAAUGCCUCCGCUCUUUAGCGGAAGCAUUAGUUUCGCCAAGAACGAUGACUGCAAGAUGAUGGACACUUCCAUGAUGGAUGAUGUGUCCAUGAGAUCCUCCUCUCUUCGAUCAUCCGUAUCAUCCGAGAAGCCAGAGGACUUCAACUUUGAUCCUUUGCCCAUCCAGAGCAGCAGCAACAACGGAGCCCAAGAUCUCUCAUCCGUUGGCAACGACGAGUUCGCGGCUCUCUUCAACGCCUUUGCUCGCAACGAUGUGGACAUGGGAGACAAUCCCUACGAGCCCUUUCCUCUGGCAAAUGCCUCCGUUUCCUCCAUCUCGGGAGAUCUCUUGGCCACUCCUCCCAUGUCGCCAGUUCCCGCCAGGAGAGCGGUUCGACGUCCCGCAGUGAUGCCCUUCAAGAGCUCCAGCGCCAACGGCGGUAAGCCCUUUGGCAACACUCCCUACCGCGAUGUUCGUGCCGCAAUGAGUGCUUAA